CCUUGACACCUUUUUGCAUUGCCCCGACGCCAUUAUGACGAGGCAGGUGGCAGGGGGACCCAUAGUACCCCUACCACGCGCCCCGGACCCAUACUCGCUCAACGUCGAUCUCCACCGUCUCAGCGGCGAGGAAGGAGCCGCGACCAUCUUGUCGCGAGUCACACCGUCCACGCGCAAGAUCAACACAAGCUUCAACUGCCUCGGCCCGUCUGGCGCGCGCGUGCUCUUCGACGGCCUGCGAGCGUACCGCAAGGCCCAGAACCAGGGCCGCAGGCAGUUCUGUUUGUGCACCACCCAGGCCAAGCCGUCGUCCGAGGAGGAAGGCUUCCUCCCCGAGUGGCCGGAAGAUGGGGCGAGCGCCGUCCCCCACGUCCCCACUGAGGAAGAGUUGAAACGCACCGAGACGGACGUCGACAUCUGGGGCCUGCGAGAGAUCCGCCUGCGUCGUAACGGCCUCGGCGACGACGGGCUCCUCACCGUGUUGCGCUACGUGGCCGAGGACAAGACGACGCGCGUGCUCGACGUCGAGGACAACGAGAUCAAGCUGCUCGACUCCACGUACGAGCUCGCCGUGGAGCUCCUCAACGCGUCCAACCUUACCGAGCUCUACCUGAGCUACAACUUCCUCUCGACCCCCGGCGCUGUCCACUUCUUCAACAACCUCAGAAUACCUCUACGGAUUCUGACGUUUGACGAGUGCGCCUUUCCCGUGCCAUGUGCACCGGCGCUGGCGGGAUACCUGGCUUCUGCUCGAGGUCAGCGCCUCGAGAACCUCGACAUCUUCAACAACGACCUCCGUGUCGCUGGCCUGCAGGACAUCAUCGGCGCCGUCGAGGAAGGCAACUAUGCUCUCGUGGUCAACUGUAUCGACGGCAACUGUCCCCGGUCACAAGCCGACCUCGAGCGCGGCCUGAGCAGGCGCAUGACGGCCGCCGUGGUGCGCAAUUAUGCACUGCGGGAGAGGGUGAGGAACGCAUCAAAGCGAGUCAUCAUGCCCCUCCGGCUUAUUGCCCACGCCAAGCGACCUCCAGCGAUCGGCAAGAGGAAACGAGACGAGGACGAGGAAGCAGUCAACAGUCAACCAACCGAGCCUCACUUCCCGCUUCUUGAGCUUCCUCGCGAGCUCCAGCUUCUCGUCGGCCGCCACUGCAGCCAGGAUGCCGAGGCGUUCAGCGAGGCACAGUGGCUUCGCGUCCUGGCCCACGCGCUCGACCCCAGCAGCCUGUCACGGCGGGCUGAGCGAGCGAGGGUGGCUGAGCGGUGUGCUGGGCUACGAUCGUCCAAGAGCUGGGUGACAAAGGGCACCAUGGUAGAAGAGUGGAGGGAAGAGGUCGGCUGUGUGGCGUGGGAGUUGAACCAGCCUGCCGAAGCCUGGCAGCGAAAUCAGAAGCAAGACGAGGAGACCUGAUAGAGAGUGUAGAAGAGUUGUACCAUGUAACUUGUCAUGGUCCGGCUCAACCGCAACCAACGGCCGUGAUCGCGAUCUGCGGAAGUCAGUGC
Molecule: messenger RNA, 1500 nt
Organism: Vanrija pseudolonga
Lineage: Eukaryota; Fungi; Basidiomycota; Tremellomycetes; Trichosporonales; Trichosporonaceae
Exons: 4
Coding region: 35-1408 (457 amino acids)
Molecular function (GO): protein binding; GTPase activator activity
Source: RefSeq, a predicted model, not a curated record